Messenger RNA from Penicillium odoratum, 1224 nucleotides. Its product is annotated as agmatine deiminase family protein. The record is from RefSeq and is a predicted model, not a curated record. Gene Ontology annotation, biological process: putrescine biosynthetic process. Lineage: Eukaryota; Fungi; Ascomycota; Eurotiomycetes; Eurotiales; Aspergillaceae. Bases 1 to 1224 code for a protein of 407 amino acids. Gene Ontology annotation, molecular function: agmatine deiminase activity; protein-arginine deiminase activity. The transcript has a single exon.
AUGGGACUUCUCGAAAGGUUGCGCCGAGUCUUUGAUAGAAUAUCCAAUAGUAGAUCCAACACACCACGGUAUAAUUAUCAAUUACCAUACGAAGCAACACACAGCGAAAUCCAACGAGGGAGAUACAUCUUCCCUAGCGAAAAUGAACACCACGAAGCCACAAUCCUCGGUUUCCCCUCGCGCUCCUCUCUGCCACCCGACAAAUACGACGCAUUCUGCAUCGAGCUCACAGAACUAGCCACUGCCAUCGCAGAGUUCGAGCCAGUCCGUAUCUACGUGAGUCCGGAUGACAAGCCACUCUUAGAGACUCUGCUCCAAAACACCGGCAAGGAUCUGUCAUGCGUGGCCAUAAUCCCAAGCCCAAUCAACCACAGCUGGGUUCGCGACACGGGCCCAGUCUACGUCCGUGACGCGACAGGCAAGUUCCCCGAUCGACGUUUUGCAGUGAACUUUCGUUUCAACGAGUGGAGCGGCAAGAAAUCUGAGGGUGAUGGUCUAUGCCGGGGCCAGAAGUGGCCAUGGUUGGAUGAUAAGGCGCUGCAGGACAAUAUGAAUUUCGCACGUUGGGUCAUUGAUCAUGACAGUCAACCUGUCCCCGUGACUCGGAUUGAAUCCCCGAUCUGUGCCGAAGGGGGUUCGUUCGUUACGGAUGGGGAAGGGACAUUGUUGAUCACGGAAAGCAGUAUUAUUUGUGAUAUUCGCAAUCCUGGAAUGUCCAAGGCUAGAAUUGAGAGUGAACUGAAACGCUCGCUGGGUGUUCAAAAGGUCAUUUGGCUCCCUGGUCGACGCAAUGUUAAUAUCACGGAUGUGCAUAUGGCUGCUAAGGCGCGUUUUAUUCGACCCGGUGUUGUCGUCUACUCAAGGCCACAUGAGACGGCUGGAGAUGUAUGGAAAGAAGCAUCUGAGGAUAUCAGAGGUAUUUUAGCUCGGGAACUUGAUUCCAAGGGUCGGAGUUUGCAGAUUCAUGGUAUUGAAGAGCCAAACCCUCGGGGCUUGACCAGCAAUGCCGAUGAUGAACUGGCGGCUAGCUAUGUGAAUUUCUACUUUGUCAACGGGGGGCUGAUUAUUCCUAAGUUUGGAGACGAGGAAAGAGACCAGAGAUCCCUUGAGCUUUUGUCGUCAUUGCUUCCAGAUCGAGUUAUCCGGCAGGUUUAUACUAACGCUAUUCCUCUGACGGGGGGUGUGCUGCACUGUGUGACCCAACAAGUACCAUCUAUAAGGUGA